AUGUCAUUCACCAAAAAAGAAAAACCCAUUAUUUACAGAUACAGCAUUGAUAACACCGUUCUUACUAGGCCUGAAGUUAUACGCGAUCUUGGGGCAAUAACUGAGUCUGCUUUCAAAUCCUUAGGCUUUGUCAUCCGGAAUGGUCGGGAGUUUGGUGAUAUUGAAACACUGAAAUUACUCUAUUUCACUUACUGUAGAUCUUGUCUUGAAUACGCCUCUGUCAUAUGGAGUCCUGUAUAUAAUAUCCACAUUUCUUCCCUUGAAAGAAUACAAAGACGUUUUCUUAAGACGGUGUCCUACAUAGUCGAUGGCGUUUAUCCCCUGAGAGGUUAUCCUCAGGAUUUACUUCUGGGUAGAUUCAAAAUUCCAUCUUUGCUAAAUAGACGUAGAGAGCACUCGAGCAAAUUCUCCACUUGUUCAAAUGGUGGUUAA
Messenger RNA from Zophobas morio, 432 nucleotides. RefSeq lists its product as uncharacterized. Bases 1 to 432 code for a protein of 143 amino acids. The record is from RefSeq and is a predicted model, not a curated record. The transcript is spliced from 3 exons. NCBI's taxonomy places the organism in Eukaryota, Metazoa, Arthropoda, Insecta, Coleoptera, Tenebrionidae.